Tetranychus urticae (two-spotted spider mite) is the source of this 4343-nucleotide messenger RNA. RefSeq names its product Calcium/calmodulin-dependent protein kinase II (gene CaMKII). The record is from RefSeq and is a predicted model, not a curated record. Gene Ontology annotation, biological process: protein phosphorylation. NCBI's taxonomy places the organism in Eukaryota, Metazoa, Arthropoda, Arachnida, Trombidiformes, Tetranychidae. Gene Ontology annotation, molecular function: ATP binding; calcium/calmodulin-dependent protein kinase activity; calmodulin binding.
UAAAAGUGUGUGUUUGUGUGUUCUUAUUGUGUGAUUUUAUAGUGUGAUCUUAUUAAAUUUUGAUUCUCUCUUUGCAAUCUUUUGUUUAAUUAUCAACCUCGUCUUAACCUUUACUACCAUCAACAAUAAUAUUUAAUCAACCACUGCAAUAUAAUCAUCAACCUUUGUUUAAUCAAAAAAUUACAUUUUUACCAACAAGAUUCUCAUUCUGCAUCAUUGUGUGUUCAUACAUUCAACAAAAAUUUCAAAGCAAAACCAGAGAUUAUUAAUUACAAUUGUUAAAUUACAAAAUAUUAAACACGACUAAACAAAAUUAUCACAAUUAAAUGGCAACUCCAGUAAUAACAACACGUUUCUCCGAUAAUUAUGAACUUAAAGAGGAGUUAGGAAAGGGCGCCUUCUCAAUUGUCCGAAGAUGCGUUCAAAGAUCAACUGGACUUGAAUUUGCGGCUAAAAUAAUUAACACCAAAAAAUUAUCAGCACGAGAUUUUCAAAAGCUUGAAAGAGAAGCUCGAAUCUGUAGAAAAUUAAAUCAUCCUAACAUAGUCCGACUUCAUGACAGUAUUCAAGAGGAAGGUUAUCAUUACUUAAUUUUCGACUUGGUAACUGGUGGUGAAUUGUUUGAAGAUAUAGUAGCUCGUGAAUACUAUUCAGAAGCUGAUGCCUCCCACUGUAUUCAACAAAUUUUGGAAUCAGUUAAUCAUUGUCACAUGAAUAAUGUUGUACAUAGAGAUCUGAAACCAGAAAACCUUUUACUUGCUAGCAAACAAAAAGGUGCUGCCGUUAAAUUAGCUGAUUUUGGUCUUGCCAUUGAAGUCAGUGGUGAUCGUUCAGCAUGGUUUGGUUUUGCCGGAACACCUGGUUAUCUAUCACCCGAAGUACUUCGUAAAGAACCUUAUAGUAAACCUGUUGACAUAUGGGCUUGUGGAGUAAUUUUGUACAUACUUUUGGUCGGUUAUCCGCCUUUUUGGGACGAAGAUCAACAUCGUCUCUAUGCACAAAUCAAGGCAGGAGCUUACGAUUAUCCAUCACCUGAAUGGGAUACAGUAACACCAGAAGCCAAAAAUUUGAUCAACUCAAUGUUAACCAUUAACCCUGAUAAACGGAUUACCGCUGCCGAAGCUCUUAAACACCCAUGGAUCUGCCAACGAGAGCGGGUUGCAUCAACCUUACACCGUCAAGAGACCGUUGAUUGCCUUAAGAAAUUUAAUGCCAGGCGUAAACUUAAAGGUGCCAUUCUCACCACAAUGUUGGCAACACGAAAUUUUUCCAGUCGAUCGAUUGUCGCCAAGAAAGGAGAAGGUUCUCAAGUUAAAGAAUCAACGGACAGUAGCAACACUACAUUGGAAGAUGAAGAUGCUAAAGAUUUAUCUCUUCAACAUGGAGUUGAACGAAGUAAAACUGUCAUACAAACUGACCAAGAGUCCAUUGUCGUUUCUAGUUCAAGGCCAAGUUCAGAGUCAAAUCAUCAUAAAAAUACUCCAAAAAUCGAAGAAAGUCCAACAAUCGUUCACAUUGAUUCAUCAGUGAAAACACUGUCCUUGAGAAGGGAAUAUACUGGGAUUGAUCCUCGUAAACAAGAAAUUAUCAAAAUAACUGAACAACUUUUGGACGCCAUAGCGACGGGUGAUUAUGAAGCUUACAGCAAAUUCUGUGACCCAAGUGUAUCGUCAUUUGAACCUGAAACUUUAGGUAAUUUAGUGGAAGGAAUUGAAUUCCAUAAAUAUUACUUUGAUAAUGCAGUCCUUACCAAGAAUAUGAAAACCAUCAAUACCAACAUUUUGAAUCCAACUGUACAUUUGAUGGGAGAUGAUGCCGCUUGCAUUGCAUACAUUCGUUUAACUCAAUUCAUAGAUUCUUCUGGAAAUCCUCAGGUGAAACAAAGUGAGGAAACUCGAGUUUGGCAUAGACGCGAAUCGAAAUGGCAAAUGGUUCACUUUCACCGAGCUCGUGCUGGCGGAGCUUCAGUUUCCUUCUUAAGCUAGUGAAGUCCAUCAACUUUUUUUUCGAUUCUGCAAAUUCUGAUACAAAUACAAAUGUUGAACUGUUGACGAUGAAAAAAACACUCUUAAAUUACAAUUUAAAAAUGGAUAAAGAUGGAAAAAGAAAACUUUUGAGAAGAAAAAAAAUCAAACGAAAAAAGGAAAAAAGGAAAAAGUCAAAGAUUCCAAGACAACUUUCGCUACUUACUGAUGAUAAUAUCUUUACUAUUAACUAUCAUUAUUAUUAUUAUGUUCAUUACCAUGAAUCAAGAUGACAACAAUUAGUAAAUGAAGAGGGAAAAACGCAAAGAGAAGAAACGAAAAAAUUGAGGAAAAUCUUUCAUGGACAAACGUUGACAACUUUCAACGAACAUGGAAAACUGAGAAAUGAAGAUUCUUGCUUUUAGUUCUUUUACCAUGAUAUGAUUGAAUGGAAUCAUGAAAAAUGAUGGAUAAAAUGAUGAGAAUGGUGGAUAAUGAUGAUACAAAGAAAUGAUAUGAAAAAAAGUGAAUAAGUUUAUUUGCGAAUAAAUUUUGUUUUCAUUUUCUUUUCUUUUCUUUUCACACUCUUUUUUGGUUAUUUUGCACUCUUUAUUUUGUAUCAAGCUGACGAGCCAACUUGAGGUGACACUUUACAGCUUCAGUUGUUAAUCAAGUCAAACAAUCAAAAAACUGAUUUACACUUUGAUUUUACGGCAAAAGAUUUAUGGAAACUACAAAAUUAACUUUGAGGGAAACAAAAUUGUCCAAAGAAAGCGUUUGACUAAAGACGAAAAUGAAAAUUUGACUUUUCACUUUUGACUCUACUUUUGACACCAUUUACCGUCAUAAUCAAAUCUGAAUCAAUCAUUAAUCAUCAAUCAAUAUGUAUAAAGAUAUAAAUAUAUUUGAGCCAGCAAAUUGUUACAAUGACGAGCGCUAAGACAAGCAAGAAACAAGACUUAACCUUUUCCUUCAUUUUACCAGUUUUUUCAAGCUGAACCAGUUUUGAGUUUCUGUCUUUUCCCUUUUGUUAACACAUUUGACAUUUGGAAAAUGAACUUGAAUCGACGAUUCUUACACUUAAAUCAUAAUUAAUCGCAUAAAGUCUAAUUAUUAACAAAAUUAAAUCGAUCGCAAAAAGUGCGUUUCAUUGUUUGGGUUAUUUGGUGUGUGAAACAGUUUUUUCAACCUUUAAUUUGUUUUCCCAGUUUGAGUGUAUUUUGAUGCCCAAAGACAGUAAUAUUAUUGGCAAGCUAAAGUAUAUUUAUAUAAUGAAAAAAAAGUGUGCAAAGGAAUCGCAAGAAAUGCAAUGAAUUUGUGAAUGGAAUACAAAAAAAAAUCACAAAAUAAUGAAGUUGAGGUGAAGAAGAGGAAGAAAGGCAUUUUCAAUGUAAAGCAAAAUGCGACUAAACAAAUGAUGAAAAUCAAUUUAUUUAUCAAGAGAGUCAACCUUUCUCUUCCUCUUCCUCUUCUCAAUAUAUUUUCACUUUUGUCUGGUUUCUUCAAGUUUACUCUUCAGUAUCUAAUGAUGAAUCCUUUGAAUUAUGAAAAGGGUUUUUUUUCAUCAAUUCACUGCCUAUUCAGAAGAAGAAAUAAAAACACCAAUUUUGAUCCUUUUUUUCGUUUCUUUGCUUUCCAUGACCUUUUUGAUCAUUCAACUUGAUCACUUCAACAUAUUUAUAUUUUAAACAAACAGUGAUAACAAUCUCAUCAAACGUUGACCCAAGAGUCUGGUUUGGGUUUGGGUUAAAAAUUCUGGUUUAAUCCAAAUCUACUUCAUCGUCAUCAUCGUCAUCAUCCUUCAUCAUAUCUGUGCCACUUUUGUUUCUCUUCAUUUUAUCCUUCAUAUGUUUUCAUCUCUUUCAUGAUGAUAAGCACAGAAUAAAACUGAUAACAAUUAAAUAAAUUAUAUAUAUAUUCACUUAUAUACAAAUUCACCUUGAUUCUUAAGCUUUUGAAAACAAAUUACUAAAAAUCUUAUUGCCUUUUGGGCCUUCAUGGUUUGGCUUGAUGAAAACAACACAAUUUCACAUUCAAAUUUCAUCUUCUUCUUCUUCUUCUUCUUCUUCUUUAGUCCUUUUCUGUCUUCUUUUUGUCUCAUCAAAUCUGCACUUUUAUGAAAUUGUAAUUUGAAUUAAUGAUAAACAAAAACAAAAAUCAACUUCACUUGUAAUUGAUAAAUAAUGUUUUGACAUCUUCAACUAAAAAAAUCAAAAAUCGCAUUAACAUUAAUCCAUAAUUUUGUUUUCCUUUUCAAACCUUUUUUCCUUUUGUAUUUGUAUUCGUCUUGAAACUCUAAAAAAACACCGACAAUUAACACCUAUGUUGAUGAUGAUUAACGCAAAAUGAUCAUUAAAAGAAAAUAAAUUAUUCACAAAA